Molecule: messenger RNA, 5762 nt
Organism: Antechinus flavipes (yellow-footed antechinus)
Lineage: Eukaryota; Metazoa; Chordata; Mammalia; Dasyuromorphia; Dasyuridae
Gene: EFHB
Product: EF-hand domain family member B
Molecular function (GO): calcium ion binding
Source: RefSeq, a predicted model, not a curated record
UCCAAAUCCCUUCCCAGGAGGCUGCGGUCAUGGAGCCCCCAUCAGAUCGGCGUCCUCCCGCGGACAGGGGAAGCCCCGCGGCGGUGGAAGUCCCCGAAGGCGUGAAUGCUCCAGAAAAAGGCUGGCCCGGGGGGUCGGUCACUCUCCCCAGGCUGAUGCCGCUGAAGCGGCCCCUUCCCAUCUACCAGCAGAUGCCGACUGUGAUUUGCACCACGGAGAGGGCUACUCUGCGGCCUCUGGACAAAGACGAGGAGCCGUCCUCGGAGCCGGACUUGGUGCCGCUGACUCGCUGCCCCAAGCAGAUGAGCCUCGAGCCGGACUUGGUGCCGCUGACUCGCAGCCCUAAGCAGACGAGCCUCCUGCGUUACUUGUAUCCGUCGGAGGGUUCACCAACUGAGCCGGACAAAAAGACAGAUUUGGAAUCCCCCCGCCAGCCCCGCGCUCAGGAGGGCGGAAAAGCCCCCGAGGAUGCGCAGAAAGCAGACGAGAAGCCCCCACCUUGUCCGAAGCCCGGCUUCUCCUCCAAGUUCUCUAGUCCGGAUCUUUUGGGACCUAAAGAGCAGCAGGAGGUCCCACUGGACUCGGAGAGUGGGCUGUCCACUAGGGUGAUAUAUAGCGCGGACCUCGAGAGCAAGGACACAGCAGGGCUGGGGAGAGAGCCCCGAGAAGAGGACGUGGAACCUCCAGAUAAUGUCAGACCUGUCUAUCUUGGGAAAUAUUUUGACCGGAAUCCUGGCUGGCCAACUGCAGGGAAGCUUAAUCCAGUUGGAUAUAGAGCUGAAAACUGUUUGACUGAAAAAUGGCCUCCACCUGUGACUCCACCCAAUGAGAGAAAGUUUUACAAAUCGAGAUUUCCAGAUCCUGGUACUGAACGUAUAUUUUAUGGCAGAGCAAAUGAUCCUGAUGCUUCAAAUCUGAUACAUGGUAAAAAAUACGAUAUGUCACUCAAGAUGAGUCAUUUGAUCAGUCCACUUCCUAUAACUACAUUUCAACAAAGAUUUAAGGAAACAAAAGAAUCCAUCUAUCUCAGUAAUCGGAGAGCGCCAUUAGGGAGGUCCCACGAUCAAACGCAAAAUUUACCUGAAUAUGUUGAUACAGUUAAUACAACAUUUGGAUCACAAAACUUCAGAGACUCAACUGCUGGAGAGGUAGUGAAUCCACCCAAAUCUUCUAAACAAGUAUCUGAAGAAGCAGAUCAAGGACAUGAUCUGUACGUUAUAUCCCACAAUGAUUAUUAUGCAGGGGAAAAGAAGAAUAGGAAAUAUAACCCAGAAAGCUUUAGUAGGUGUGAUGUUUUUGGAGGAGUAACACCACAUUUUAAUGAUGGCCGAGUUGCAGCAAAAUCUUUACGGUGGCUCCAUGACCUAGAAAUGAAAAAAGGCAGUAAAAUAGUUUCCAAAAGAGUUGAUGAUUUCAAUGAAAAGUUUCAGUACAAACUUGGAAAAGUCCGGGAUCCCAUUGCAGAAACAAUGAACCUUCCACCAAACCACUCGUUUGGAGCAUUGCUGCGGCCAGAUAAUUAUGGAGCUUCUGAUGUCAUUUACAACCGGCACCCUGACCACUUCCAGCGUGGCAAGGAUAGGCAGCGGGCUGUCCUGGCAGCCAUUCGUCAGCACCUGAAGAAAGUGAAUUAUCACAACUUUGACUCUUUGUUGGCUGCGUUCCGGCAUUAUGACAUGAAUGGAGAUGGGAUGAUAGACAAACAAGAGCUCCAGAGAGCCUGUUCUCAGAUGAACCUAGAACUAAACGACGUGCUCUUGACCGAACUGUUUGAUUACUGUGAUUUGGAUGGGGAUGGCAUGAUUAAUUACCAAGAGUUUGCUAAUUUUCUGAACUGGAAAGACUUGAUGCCCAUCAAGGAAUAUGAAGAGAAGAUCCUCCUCACAGGGAAAAAACUGUCAGAAGAUCCUGAGCGUCAACUCGCUCCUGGUACAGAAUUAGCGGAUAAAUGCAUUCCUCUGAUCAAACCUGAAGAUAUUGUGCAAGAACAACCUGGGAAAGACAUGAAAACUCCCCGGACUCUCACAAGACCAACAGAUAAAGUAUCUGCUGAUUAUAAAACAACAUCUUCUCAAAUUAAUGCAGUGGUAGGAGGCAUCUCUCCAAAGAGUAUUCCCGUGUCUGGUAUUCCAACGAUUCGUUCUGAUCUCCCAGCCCCUCGUUUUCGUCGUAUCAGCGAUAGAACCGAUUACGGUGAUUUAGGCACUUCCUACACAUUAUUACACCCAUCCAUCUACAGUGAAAAGGGAGUGUUUGAAACAGACUUCUUUAAGGCUAGAUCAAAAGAUGAGAUUGCUCGGAUAUUACGGAAUAUUGGUGUCAAUCUUACUGAUGAGAACUUUGAACUUGUGUGGAAUUUGGCUUCUAAGAAACAUCACAAAGGAGAAGUUUGUGUAGAGUCUGUGAGAAAUGUCCUGGAUGAAAUGCAGCAUGCUGGAAGAAUCAGAAGGAAUCAAGUAUAAUAUGUCUUGUGAUUUUUGUGAAGUUGAUUCCUUUCCAAAAAGGAAUGUUACUUUACAUGUUACUUUAAACAUUUAAUUUUAUAUACAUUCAGAUUUAAUCUAGAAUUAGAUAUUCUAUUCUAUUCUGUAAUCACUGUGGGAGAUCUUAUAUAUUAUAUAUUGCAAAUAAAUUAGGUUUUUUAUCCUCAAAAAUUUUCUCACAACUAAUAUUUCUAAAUAUAUAUUUGACAUAUUUAAAAAAAUAAUUUGUUUUCAAUUAGCAAGCAUUUAUUUUUCCACACCUCUCACCUCUGAAACUAACUACUCGUGUAAUAUUGGGCAAGUAACUCUACUUCUCAGAGCCUCAGUUUCUUGAAUAUAGAAUCCUUGGCUUCCUUCAAGACUUUGCUUAAACCAUAAAAUCUCCCUUUUGGUAGUUUUUUAUGUAAAGCUUACAAUUAUUGUAUUUAACAUUUCCUAAUGAGAGCCAUUAUUCUCAGGAAAUCUAAUCCCAUAUGUUUUGGUCCUCUGAGAUGUGUUGCUCCCGCAAGAUAUUCAGGGACUAAGAGUUGCUAUGCUCUAUGUCUCCUUCAGUUAUUCUCACUCCAUGCUGGUAUUAACAUCUGGCAGCCUGGAGAAUGAGGGUAUUCUUGAGAGUGAUAGGAAAGUUUAGUAAGGGGGAUGGUUUGGGGACAAAGAUAGUGAGUUCCCUUUUGGACAUGUUAAGAUGCUAAUAGGGAAUGCAGUUUGAGAUAUCUAAGAGUCUAUUGGAGAUGUGUAAUUUAAUUUUAGCAGAGGGAUUGGGGUUGGAAAUUAUACACAUAGACACAUACAGAGAUAUAAGUGUAUACAUACAUAAUACAUGAAUAUGUAAACACACACAUAUAUGUACAGAUAAUUCAUAUAUAUUGAGCUAUUAGACUCAUCUGCAUAGUACUUCUAUCUGUUUAUCUAUCUCUGUCUGUCUAUCUCAGAAUCAGCUACAUAAAAUUAAUGAUUGUAUCCUUGGGAGGAGAUAAGAUCAUUAAGUAAAAUAGCACAGAGAGAGAAGAAAAGAGGACCAAAGACAGAGCUCUACUGGUCAAUACCUGAUCUCAGUUUCGUUACUGGUACAGUUUAGCCAUUGGACCAAAUUAUCUCUGUAGUCCCUUCCUUUCUAAAUGGAUGACCUUACAAACUAGUGUCCGUAUUAGCUGGAUUGUGUCCAGAGAGCAAUGAGAAUGAGGAGGAUCUCAAGAUCAUUCUAUAUGAGGAUUAAUUGGAGAACCUCAGGAUGUUUCACCUGUAAAUGAGAGGAUUUAGAGCAUGGGAUGACAGCUGUCCAAUAUCACAAAACCUGGAGAAAGAAAUGGGUCUCAUAAAAGGCAAAUUUAAACUUAAGGUCAAAGUAAAAAAUCAGCUUUCUAAAAAUAUGAGCAACUUGCAAAUGGAUUUGGCCAUUUCAAGGGACAGUGAGUUCUCUCAUUGAAGUCUUCAAGCAAAGGCUAUGUGACCAUUUAAAGGGAAUAUAACAGAGAUUAUUACUGAAAUGAGCUCUAUGGUGCUUUCUAAUUCUGAGACUCUGUGAUGAUGAUGAUAUGUAUAUAUAUAUAUAUGACUAUAUUUUUGGGCAAAAUUAUGCAUAUGCCAAAGUUUGACCACAUGUUUAAAGAUAAUUAUCACCUUGCAUGACUUUAUAUCACUGACUCAGUAAUCUUUGGAAUGAACAUAGACAAGAAUCAACAAAAUAAUAUAUAAAAAUAUAAAUAAAUGUAUAUAUAUCUAUAUGUUUAUAUCUGUCCAUAUAUAUGCAUAUUUAUUUUAUUUUAUUUUUUAAAAAAGCUUUUUAUUUACAAGUUAUAUGCACGGGUAAUUUUACAGCAUUGACAAUUGCCAAACCUUUUGUUCCAAUUUUUCCCCUCCUUCCCCCCAUCCUCUCCCCCUGAUGGCAGGAUGAUCAAUACAUGUUAAAUAUAUUAAAGUUAUAUACAUAUUUAAAAAUUAUUAUUCCUUAGGCUAUCUAUACAAAGCAAAGUGUAAAAUAUGGGCCAAACCAUAACUCUGACUGAUUAUUUGGGUGUCUAAAAUACAGUCCACUAGAAAACCACAUUUAAGUUACAGCUUCUAUUCUUCAUGUUAUUUUAAUAUAGACCAUAGCCAUUAGUGUGUUCAUUUAUGUGUUUUAUAGGUUAAAUAACAGAUUAGAUAAUUUCCAUACUGUCCUUUUAGUAGCUACUUUUUCCAGAUGAGUUUGUAUUUCAGUAUAAAAUGACUGGUCUGAUAAUAAAAUCAAGAAGUUUGGAAACCAUUAUUAUACUCCUAUUUCUUCCUAGUAAUUUAUUUUUCUUGUUCCCAUUUUCUAAUGCAAGGAAGGCAUACGGAAAAGAAACCUACAAAAAUUACAAGAAAAUAUUCCUAGAAUUUUCUGUCAGGAAAGAGAGAAGGGUCCACUUGUGUAUUGAAUCAGGUCCACUGGCUCUGGCUCCUGGUCAGUUUCACAACAUGGGUCAUAAGCUCUUGAGUACUUGAUGGCAUAUAUUGAAUUCAAUGACUGAAUGCAGCUUACUCCAAUGAGGAAAGUCAAAGAGCUAAAAAACAGUGGGCACAGUAAAAGAUGGAUGAUAAUGUGCUUUCCUGUUGAGAUUAUAGAUUAAUCAUUUUGCAUGAAGCAAUUUUUUAUUGUUUUUUUUUCCUGCCAUAUUGUUUGCACUAUGUUAUUCACUAAAAGAUGGCUGUAAGGAUAAUCAUCUCAAGUAUAAACAACAUAGUGACAACAAAUAAAGUACAAAAAAUUUUAUUAUAUUAAUAAAUGUCAUUUCUUUGGACUUGUAAAAUUGUUUACAUAUUGGUAAUUAUAUUGCAAUCUAUUUUUACAUAUAUUUCAAAGAAAAAUAAAUCCUCAUAUAUUUGAUGAUAGAAAUGAGACAUAUGUAUUUAUAGCCAAGAUUAAUUAAAACUUUGCAUCAAAAGGUUGCAUAAGAGAUACCGAGAAAGUUUAUAAAAGGAAAAGAAGAUGCAUCAUGUAGCAAGAAUAAGAGAUAAGUGAUGUUCAGUUCCACUGGUGACACUGAUAAUUACUAAAAAAUAAAAGAAACAUAGAAAGGCCGAUAGGACAUUGUGUAGAUCCUUGAUGAAGAAUUUAUGGUAGGAGAUACGUGCAAGAAUUACAGAGUGUGAGAAGGCAUGGUGAGGUAGGAAGAGGGAAUCUCCACUUUGAUGAAGUCAUAGAUCUGAUGAUGUUUCAAAUCUGUACUUUAAACUAUUCCAAAAAUUUUUUUUGUAUUUAAAUAAAGUACCUACUGUUCAAACUAAAGAAAUAAAGAAUAGUUCAACAAAAUUAAA